AUUCGUCCGCCGAGAGCCCAGCGAUAAGGUAGUUCCGCUCCGCUCCGCUCUGCCACCCACCCCACACGCACACACAAGCGCAAACGCACACAGACUCUCACGACCCGAGCCGAGCCGAACGACGCACGAUCGAUCUUCGUAUCGCUCCGAGUCUGACUUUUAAUCGCCGUGCAGCCAGAACCUGCUGCUCAUUCAAUUUCCGUGACUCGUAGCGUGCGGUUCCCACUCGCUCCGCAAAAGUAUAAAAAUAAAUCGCAACCGAAACCGAAAGCAACCCCAGAGAAUCCACACAAUUUACGUGCUUCUCUGCGACGCUGCGCGAAAGUGAAAAUAAGUGAACUUGAAAAUUGCAAGCAGAACAAAAUCACACAAACUGUUAGCAAAGAUACAAACACAUAAAUUUAAAAAAGACAGUGAACCGCUAAGAGUGCGCAGCAAAUCCACAUUUGCUGCCCAAGUGAAACCAGACAAACUGUGCCUCAAACUCAACAAAGAAUAUCUAACCGAAAUGGUUACCGGCGUUACCAACAUGACCGCCAACGUCCUGGGCACCGCCGUGGUGCCCGCCCAGCUCAAGGAAACGCCGAUGAAAAGUGACCGUCGGUCCAACAAGCCCAUCAUGGAGAAGCGACGACGAGCCCGCAUCAACAAUUGCCUCAACGAACUGAAGACGCUGAUCUUGGAUGCCACCAAAAAAGACCCGGCUCGCCACUCCAAAUUGGAAAAGGCCGACAUCCUGGAGAAGACUGUGAAGCAUCUGCAGGAGCUGCAACGUCAGCAGGCUGCCAUGCAGCAGGCCGCCGAUCCCAAGAUUGUGAACAAAUUCAAGGCGGGCUUCGCUGACUGUGUCAAUGAGGUGAGCCGCUUCCCCGGCAUCGAACCCGCCCAGCGUCGCCGCCUGCUGCAGCACCUGAGCAACUGCAUCAAUGGCGUCAAGACAGAGCUGCACCAGCAGCAGCGCCAGCAGCAACAGCAAUCGAUUCACGCCCAGAUGCUGCCCUCGCCGCCCAGCUCCCCGGAGCAGGACUCGCAGCAGCAGCAGCCAGCGGGAGCAGCAGCUCCCUAUCUCUUCGGACAGAUCCAGCAGACGGCCAGUGGCUACUUCCUGCCCAAUGGCAUGCAGGUGAUCCCCACCAAGCUGCCCAAUGGAAGCAUUGCCCUCGUGCUGCCCCAGAGCCUGCCACAGCAGCAGCAGCAACAGUUGCUGCAGCACCAGCAGCAGCAACAGCAGCAGCAGCAGCAACUGGCAGCCGCAGCAGCAGCAGCCGCCGCAGCAGCUGCCGCCCAGCAGCAGCAGAUGCCAAUGCUGGUGUCGAUGCCCCAGCGCACGGCCAGCACCGGAUCCGCCAGCUCGCACUCCUCCGCCGGAUACGAGUCGGCGCCCGGUAGCAGCAGCAGCUGCAGCUUUGCCCCGCCCAGCCCGGCCAACUCCAGCUACGAGCCGAUGGACAUCAAGCCGUCGGUGAUCCAGCGUGUGCCCGUCGAGCAGCAGCCGCUGUCGCUGGUGAUCAAGAAGCAGAUCAAGGAGGAGGAGCAGCCCUGGCGGCCGUGGUAGAUCCCGAUGAUCUGCCGAAUCUCCCGCUUUUAAGACUGACACAACUCACCCACAUCCACAUCCACACACACACCCGUAUCCACAUGCGCAGGCGUUGUGCGCAUGCGCAGACAUUUCACAUCAUUCGCCGGGAUAACGCCAAUGUUGCUUUUGAAGUGCCUUACGCAAACAUGCGAAUCCUCGGAAGGUCCACACUUCCUCCUGGGGAAUCUUGGAGCAUCUAAGAUUCCCCCUCGGGAGGAAGGGAUCUCCAUUCAAACACUCAUCCUCACAGACACACACAAACACUCGUUGUUAUAACUUAUUUAUUAUUAUUAUGUAAUCGAUUUGAGAACGGUAUUGUAUCGGAACAUCGCCAAACUACCUCAGUCCAAGUACUUGGUGUUGAAUUGCCUCAUGUAUCAUGUAUUACAAUCGUUUAACUCUUUGAAAAACAGCAAAUCAGCAAUGUCUUCCACACACAAAAAACAAAAAGCACACACACACAAAAAAGCUGAAACACUUUUUAUGAAAAAGAAAAAAACGUAAAACAAAACUCUUACAUUUUAGAAUUAAGUCUCUGCUUAAAAUUAGGUUUUGUACAAUAGCCAGCUAAGCCGCUUAGGGUUUUCUCUCGCUCUUAAGUCUAAUCAAAGAAUAAUUAUAUUUAUAAACAAGCAAAAACUAUUCGUAAGGCCACGUGAUAUAGUGAACAUAAUGAGCUUCUAAGAAAAAACAAAACAAGAAUUUGAUACAAAACAAAAAACAACAAGAAGAA
Molecule: messenger RNA, 2312 nt
Organism: Drosophila serrata
Lineage: Eukaryota; Metazoa; Arthropoda; Insecta; Diptera; Drosophilidae
Gene: hry
Product: bHLH transcriptional repressor hairy
Biological process (GO): regulation of DNA-templated transcription
Molecular function (GO): protein dimerization activity; DNA binding
Source: RefSeq, a predicted model, not a curated record